AUACCAAAUACUGCUUUAGCCAACACAUGAUGAAGGCCACUGGAGAGAGUGUGUCUGUCACCAAACGUUGUGUGCCCUUAGAGGAUUGUCUCUCCACUGGAUGCACUUACAUCAAGCAUGAAGAAUACAAGAUCUGCACCUCCUGCUGUGAAGGAAGCAUCUGCAACUUGCCCCUGCCCAGGAACACAACGGAGGCCGUGUUCACCACCCUCUCCCCCCUCAACAGGACACAGAGCCUCUCACAGCCCGCGCUGCUGGCGGCCGCGUGUCUCUGGCUGGGGCUGAUGUCACAGCGUUGGGUCACGGGCCUGGGCAGCUGA
Molecule: messenger RNA, 320 nt
Organism: Merops nubicus (carmine bee-eater)
Lineage: Eukaryota; Metazoa; Chordata; Aves; Coraciiformes; Meropidae
Product: ly6/PLAUR domain-containing protein 6-like
Exons: 2
Biological process (GO): positive regulation of canonical Wnt signaling pathway
Molecular function (GO): acetylcholine receptor inhibitor activity
Source: RefSeq, a predicted model, not a curated record